AUUUCAUGUCCAAAAAGGGCAAGAAAGGCAAAAAAGGAGAGGAUAAUGAUGAAUCCACUACCCAAAUUAUGAGAUUUUACAAUAGAAAGAUCUAAAGUCUUGGAGUGGCACAAAACAAAAUAUUUGUUUAAGCAGUUGCAUAAGCAAUAGAAAAUCAAGAGCAUUUAACUACUGUAAUUCAUAACACUCAAAUUUAGCUUCAUAUUAUCGAAGAAAUCGGGCCCAAUGCAAUUAGAGGUAUUUUUGAGGCAUUAAUGGAUCUAAAGUAAAUUAAUAUAUUCAAAAAUAGUUACAAGCAUUUGGCCAACAUCUGGUUAGUGAAAGCUGGUCUCGGAUUAAACAAUAAUGAAGGUGUCAAAUAUUUGGCCAAUUAUAUUUAAAAAGCGUAGAAUACUAAAGUAUUGGAUUUGACAGAAAAUGAAAUCACUCCACAAGGUUGCAUCCAUCUCGGUUAUGCCUUGUCACCUGCUUUCAAGGUUCCAUUAUAAGAACUCAUUCUUGACUUUAAUUAUAUUGGCUGCGAGGGAAUGAAAGAAUUAAGCAAGGGAUUGGAAAUGAAUAGUAAACUCUUAUUUUUUAUAUUCUUAAGCAACAAUUAGAAAAUUGUCAUUAAACUAUUGUAGAUUAGAUUUAGAAAGCGUUAAGUAUAUUUAGGACAUUUUAUCUUUUGUUGAUUGCGAUUUAAGAUAUUUAUUUUUAGAGGGAAAUUAUUUGAGAAAUCAGGGGUAAUUGAUGAAUUCAUUUUAGUGUGUAUUAGUUGUUUAGAGCUCUAGAGACUAAUGAAUGGUUAGAGGAAUUGAAUAUAGCCAAUAAUCAAUUUGGUGAGUCUGAAGAUGUCCCUCUUAUUGAAAAAAUAUGUGAAGUAUUAACUAAAAAUAAUUCUAUCCAAGUGUAUGAUUUUAGAGGAAAUGCUUUGUAUGAUGAUUGUAAUCAUGAUAUUUAUUAAAUAGCCGCAAAGAAAUUCCUGGAGUGUAUCAAAAUGUACAAAACAGUUUGCAGACUUGAAGUUCCUAUUGAAAUUUAAAAUGCAAUUCUUGAAGAAAUCAAAAAGGUGACAAAGAAAAGAAAGAGAAGAAAGAACAAGAAAAAAAAGUCGAAGAAAAAGAAAAAGGCUAAAAAAUGA
Messenger RNA from Paramecium octaurelia, 1123 nucleotides. Lineage: Eukaryota; Ciliophora; Oligohymenophorea; Peniculida; Parameciidae. The record is from the annotation of a GenBank genome assembly.